AUGGAUUUGUGCCACAGAGUUUUAUAUGAAGGGAAAGAAAGGCUUAUUCCAGGAUGCGAAGUGAUCCAAGCCACACCCUAUGGUCGCUGUGCCAAUGUCAACAAUAGUUCAACUACUUCACAAAGAAUCUUUAUCACUUAUCGAAGAGCUCCUCUAAUUCGACCCCAGAAUUCCUUGGCUGUAACUGAUAUCUGUGUUAUUGUAACCAGUAAAGGAGAAACCCCUCCUCAUACUUUCUGCAAGGUUGACAAAAACUUAAAUUGUGGAAUGUGGGGUUCCAGUGUAUUUCUGUGUUAUAAGAAGUCUGUGCCUGCUUCUAAUGCAAUAGCAUACAAAGCUGGUUUAAUUUUUAGAUAUCCAGAAGAUGACUAUGAGUCAUUUCCACUCUCAGAAUCUGUACCUCUCUUCUGCCUUCCAAUGGGAGCUACUAUUGAAUGUUGGGAUCCUCAAACCAAAUAUCCACUUCCAGUUUUUUCAACUUUUGUUCUGACAGGUUCUUCUGCUGAAAAGGUAUAUGGAGCUGCCAUCCAGUUUUAUGAACCUUAUUCUCGGGAACUUCUGACAGAGAAACAGCUUAUGCAGCUGGGCCUCUUGACCCCCGUGGAGAGAAAAGUAGUCUCCAAAUCCAUCAAUUCAAACAAAUGCAUUUGUUUACUCUCACACUGGCCUUUUUUUGAAGCUUUUAGAAAAUUUCUCAUGUUUAUCUACAAACUUUCUGUGUCUGGACCACAUCCUCUUCCCAUUGAAAAGCAUAUUUCACACUUCAUGCAAAACAUCCCUUUUCCUUCAGCACAAAGACCAAGAAUCCUUGUACAGCUUUCAGUCCAUGAUGCAUUAAUAUUAUCACAGCCAGUUUCUACACCUUUACCAUUAAGUGGAGCCAACUUUAGCACCUUGUUAAUGAAUCUGGGUCCUGAGAAUUGUGCAACACUGCUGCUCUUUGUUUUACUUGAGAGUAAGAUUCUGCUACAUUCUCUUAGGCCAGCUGUGUUGACUGGAGUAGCUGAAGCUGUUGUAGCUAUGAUCUUUCCAUUUCAGUGGCAGUGCCCGUACAUUCCCCUUUGUCCUCUGUCACUGGCGGCAGUCCUUAGUGCACCUUUACCAUUUAUAGUUGGAGUUGACUCCAGGUAUUUUGAUCUUCAUGACCCACCACAAGAUGUUGUUUGCAUUGACUUGGAUACAAACAUGUUAUAUGUAUCAGAUGAAAAGAAGAACAUGAAUUGGAAGCAGCUUCCCAAAAAGCCAUGCAAAAAUCUGCUUAGUACCUUAAAGAAGUUGUAUCCCCAGCUAUCUUCAGUUCACCGAAAAACUCAGGAAAGUUCAGCAAUUGAGAUGACUCCGAUUGAAGCAGAUUUCUCUUGGCAAAAAAAGAUGACACAACUUGAAAUGGAAAUUCAAGAGGCAUUUUUGCGUUUUAUGGCAUCCAUUUUAAAAGGAUAUAGAACAUAUCUCAGACCGAUCACAGAGGCUCCUUCAAAUAAAGCCACAGCUGUUGAUUCAUUGUUUGACAGACAGGGAUUUUUAAAAAGUCGAGAUCGUGCCUAUACAAAAUUCUACACCAACUUAUCCAAAACACAGAUUUUUAUUCGUUUCAUUGAAGAAUGUAGUUUUGUAAGUGAUAAAGAUACUGGAUUGGCAUUUUUUGAUGACUGCAUAGAAAAGUUGUUUCCUGAUAAAGGCACAGAGAAAACAGAUAAGGUUGAUUUUGAUUUAGCUGAAGAUACCAAAUUGAUAGAGCUAGAUGAUUCACAGAAAAGUGAGCACACUGUAUUCAUAAUGCCACCAGAGCCACCUCCUGAUGAUGGAAAGGAUCUGUCACCAAAGUACAGUUACAAAUACUUUCCAAGACUGGACCUUAAGCUUUUUGACAGACCACAGGAGUUGAAAUUUUGUUUUAGUAGACACCCUACUGGGAAUAGCAUUACAAACAGUCCAGCUCUCAUGGCUAAGAGAACUAAACAGGAGAUAAAAACGGCUCAUAAGUUGGCGAAGAGAUGUUACACAAAUCCACCACAAUGGGCCAAGUGUCUCUUCAGUCAUUGUUACAGCUUAUGGUUUAUUUGUCUCCCAGCCUAUGUUAGAGUUUCUCAUCCUAAGGUCAGAGCACUUCAGCAGGCAUAUGAUGUACUUAUUAAGAUGAGGAAAACAGAUGUGGAUCCACUAGAUGAGGUGUGCUAUCGAGUAGUAAUGCAGCUUUGUGGACUUUGGGCUCAUCCUGUUUUAGCAGUGAGAGUCUUAUUUGAAAUGAAAACUGCUAAGAUAAAGCCAAAUGCUAUUACUUAUGGUUAUUAUAAUAAGGUAGUUUUGGAGAGCCCGUGGCCUAGCAGUACCCGCAGUGGUAUCUUCUUAUGGAUGAAGGUACGGAAUGUGGUACGUGGCUUGGCACAAUUUAGGCAGCCGCUUAAAAAGACUGUGCAAAAGUCACAGGUCUCCUCAAUAUCAGCUCCUCAGAAUGCGACAGGUGGAAGUGAUGGGGACACGGUGAGCCACGGUAGCGUGGAUAGUUCUAAUGAUGCUAACAAUGGGGAGCACACAGUCUUCGUCAGAGAUUUAAUCAGGCUUGAUUCCACUGAUAAUCACUUUAGCACAGGUGGUCAGUCUGACCAAGGCUAUGGGUCUAAGGAUGAACUUAUAAAGGAUGACGCAGAAAUUCAUAUGCCUGAAGAACAAGUAGCAAGAGAAUUGAUAACUAAAACAAAAGUGCAAACAGAAGAAGUGUGUGAUGUCUCUGCUGUUGUAGCAAAACAGUCACAACCUAGUGCAGAGUCACAGAGUCCUACUGAGCCUCCUGCAUGGGGCAGCAGUAUUGUGAAAGUUCCAUCUGGUAUAUUCGAUCUCAAUGGCAGGAAAAGCAGCACUGGUAGUACAUCAAAUGUGCCAUUUUCUACUCAAGAUCCAGUUGAAGAUGCAGUCUUUGGUGAAGUUGCUAAUCCCAAGAAGAAUGGUGAUAGAGGAGAUAAAAGGCAAAAGCAUUUCCCAGAGAGGAGUUGUAGUUUCAGUUCUGAAAGUCGAGCUGGAAUGUUGCUUAAGAAGAGCAGUUUGGAUCUGAAUUCAAGUGAAGUGGCUAUUAUGAUGGGAGCAGAUGCCAAGAUUCUCACAGCCGCACUGGCCUGUCCUAAGACUUCUCCACUCCGUGUUGCGAGCACCCACAGCUUUGAGACUGCUAACAGUUGUCAUCUAGUUGAUACUAGGACUCGUGUGUCUGAAAGCACUUGGGAUUCCGAGCACAGAUCUUCUUCGGUAUUAGAGAUGCUUGAAGAGAGCCAAGAGCUCCUGGAACCUGUGAUUGAGGACAGUGCAGCGAAAACUACUAUGAAAAAGGACACAUGUGACAGUCUCCAGAAUGAUAGUAAUCAGCCCAGAGACUUGAAAGUAGAACCCAAAGAUGUAAUAAAUAAGAGGAGUAGUUUACAUGGUGUUGUUAAAGCUAUUGAGAGGGAGGAUGUUGAAACUGGACUAGAUCCUUUGUCUCUUUUGGCCACUGAAUGUACUGGAGUAAAAUCUCAAGAUUCUGAAGAUAAGAUGUCUUCUCCAGUUAUUGCACGCAAUCUGGCUGAUGAAAUUGAAAGCUAUAUGAACCUAAAGAGUCCUUUGGGUAGCAAGUCUGCUAGUAUGGAAUUACACGGAGAGGGAAGCAGAGAGUCUGGCACCAUCACUGCAUGUAUUCACUCUCUAGAGAGGCGAUCAAGCCUACCUUUAGAGCACGGUCCGGCAGCACAGGAAGUUCCUGAAAGUGAAAAGAGCUCUCCUGCAGAAUCUAGGUCUAAAGCUUUCACUGGGCGUUUCAAGCAGCAGACUCCCUCUCGCGCUCACAAAGAACGUUCACCUUCUCUGUCAGCACUAGUGCGGUCUUCACCACAUGGCUCGCUGGGCUCUGUGGUAAACUCUUUGUCAGGACUAAAGCUAGAUAAUAUACUCUCAGGACCCAAGAUCGAUGUCCUCAAAUCUGGCAUGAAACAAGCAGCUACGGUAGCCAGUAAGAUGUGGGUAGCUGUAGCGUCUGCCUAUAGCUACUCAGAUGAUGAGGAGGAAACUAACAGAGAUUACAGCUUCCCCGCUGGCCUUGAAGACCAUAUUUUGGGGGAGAAUAUGUCACCUAACACGAGUGUCUCAGGGUUGGUUCCCAGCGAACUUACCCAGAGCAACACAAGCCUUGGCAGUAGCAGCAGCAGUGGAGAUGUAGGAAAACUGCAAUACUCAACAGGUGAACCUCCAUUUCCAAGAAGUGUAAAAGGGCAGGACUUUGAAAAAUCAGACCAUGGUUCUUCUCAAAACACCAGCAUGUCUAGCAUCUAUCAGAAUUGUGCAAUGGAGGUUUUGAUGUCAAGUUGUUCACAAUGCAGAGCUUGUGGAGCGUUAGUUUAUGAUGAAGAAAUUAUGGCUGGAUGGACGGCAGAUGAUUCAAAUUUGAAUACAACCUGUCCAUUCUGUAAAAGCAACUUCUUGCCUCUUCUCAAUAUAGAAUUUAAAGACUUGAGAGGCUCUGCAAGCUUUUUCCUGAAACCAAGCACCUCUGGUGACAGUUUACAAAGUGGCAGCAUUCCAUUGGCAAGCGAACCUUCAGAGCACAAACCUGUGUCCGCUUCAGCAGAACCUGACUUGAUCAACUUUAUGGAUUUCCCCAAACAAAACCAGACCAUAACUGAAGAGACAACCUCUGCAAUUGAAUCAAGUGAUGAAAUAAAGAAAGCCGGUGGAGAAGUCCAAACCAUGAAAAUUUCAUCUGUGCCUAAUAGUUUAUCAAAGCGAAAUGUAUCUUUGACGCGAAGUCACAGUGUUGGGGGUCCCUUGCAAAAUAUUGACUUUUCCCAGCGACCGUUUCAUGGCAUUUCAACAGUCAGUCUUCCCAACAGUCUGCAGGAAGUUGUGGAUCCUUUAGGAAAAAGACCCAAUCCUCCCCCUGUUUCUGUGCCCUACUUGAGUCCUCUAGUGCUUCGUAAAGAACUUGAAUCUUUGCUAGAAAAUGAAGGUGAUCAAGUGAUUCACACAUCCUCUUUCAUCAAUAAACAUCCAAUCAUUUUCUGGAACCUCGUUUGGUAUUUCAGACGUUUGGACCUUCCUAGUAACUUGCCAGGACUUAUCCUCACAUCUGAACAUUGUAAUGGAGGUGUACAGCUUCCUCUGUCAUCUCUGUCCCAGGAUAGCAAACUUGUGUAUAUUCAGCUAUUAUGGGAUAAUAUCAACCUUCAUCAGGAACCAGGAGAACCUUUGUAUGUCUCAUGGAGGAAUUUUAAUUCUGAAAAGAAAUUGUCUCUUCUGUCAGAGGAACAAGAAGCAACAAGCACUUUAGUAGAAACCAUCAGGCAGAGUAUUCAACAUAAUGAUGUUCUGAAACCCAUCAACCUACUUUCACAGCUAAUAAAGCCAGACAUGAAAAGACAAAGGAGUUUAUACCGAGAAAUCCUCUUCUUAUCAUUAGUGUCUCUUGGAAGAGAGAAUAUCGAUAUUGAGGCUUUCGACAAUGAAUAUGGACUUGCAUACAAUAAUUUGUCUUCAGAGAUUCUUGAGAAGUUACAGAAAAUUGAUGCUCCACCAAGUAUCAGUGUGGAAUGGUGCAGGAAGUGUUUUGGAGCGCCUCUCAUUUAA
Puma concolor (puma) is the source of this 5586-nucleotide messenger RNA. The record is from RefSeq and is a predicted model, not a curated record. NCBI's taxonomy places the organism in Eukaryota, Metazoa, Chordata, Mammalia, Carnivora, Felidae.